Molecule: messenger RNA, 1155 nt
Organism: Prorocentrum cordatum
Lineage: Eukaryota; Dinophyceae; Prorocentrales; Prorocentraceae
Source: the annotation of a GenBank genome assembly
CUCCGGCUCCUUCUCGGGGGGUUCGCAGAGCUUGCUCGUCCCGGCGUCUCGCUCUCGCUCCGAUGCAUCGGCGAUGCGGCGCGACCCGAGCGAUGCAGAACGACGGGGUCGUCUGCACGGACGGUUGCGCGUAAGCUGUCCAGGCAACCGUUUCUGCGGUGGCGCGCCGUUCUGGCGGCCCGCACGAGCCGCGGGGUGGGGUCGCUGUGUCAACGUGCGUAAGACCCGCUCCUUCCUGGCGCUCACCUGGAGUCCGAUCUCAGUCCUGGCAUCGCGGGUGUCUUGCCAACGUAUCUCGAAGCAGGAGAGACGGCAUGGGUGACAUUUUGCGGAGUUCCCCGCGGAGUUCGUGGGCCUCCGCUGGCCCCCCCGCGCGCCAGAGAGGGGCGUGCAGCGCCGAUCCAGGAGACCCGCGCGGACCUCCGCAAGGCUUUGCUGAUACAGUCUUUUUCUGCUAGCUGCGGUGCGAUCCUCCGACCCCCGUCUGCUCCGACCCCAUCUGGGCGGCCUGCACGGAGGCCACGAGGGCCAGGGAGCGAUGGGCAAGUACUCGAGGGAGGCGGCCAACCCCAGCAAGGCCUGCAAGGCCAAGGGUGUGGACCUCCGCGUCCACUACAAGAACACGUACGAGGCCGCCCAGGCGAUCAAGGGCAUGAAUCUGAAGGCCGCGCAGGCGUACCUGCAGGACGUCUGCGAGAAGAAGCAGUGCGUCCCCUUCAGGAAGUACACCGGCUGCAUCGGGCGCACCCCCCAGGCAAAGGCGUUCAAGAUGUCGCAGGGCCGGUGGCCUGUGAAGUCCGCGAAGAUCCUGCUGGGCCUUCUGCAGAACGCGGAGAGCAACGCUGACUUCAAGAAUCUCGACACGGACAACCUGUUCGUCAAGCACAUCCAAGUGAACCCCGCGCAACAGGGCCGGCGUAAGACCUACCGUGCCCACGGACGCAUCGGGCCGUACAUGUCGAAUCCGUGCCACAUCGAGAUGAUCUUGGAAGAGAAGGACGAAUCGGUGGAGGCCCCCGCCGAGGAGGUCAAGCCGAAGAAGUUCACCAAGAAGCAGAUGGCCAAGCGCCGCCUCCAGAUCGGGGGGGGUGCUUGAGUGCCCUUCGACCUCUAAGCGGCGCGCCCGUUGGCCUGGACCCCCACGUAGUGCGCAGA